AUGGCGGCGACUCUCAGUGACUGCAGCGAAGAUGAUACCGUCGUCAUCGACCGCGACGAUGUCAGCAACUACAACCCAGAACAGAUUCUUCCAGAAUCUGAUGGAGUAAUCAAAAGCCUCAGAUCGUGGCUCAAGCCGACUUCGUACGACCUCGAAAGCGGUGAAUAUCGCAAGCACCUCAGCUCUCACGUCCUAGGCACUGGUGAAUGGCUCACAUCCAGCUGUACCUAUGCAGACUGGUCGCAAGGCCACAAUGAUGGUCUACUCUGGAUCACAGGAAUCCCUGGAUCGGGCAAAUCAGUGUUAGCCUCAAAAAUCGUGGACGAACUUGGGAAUAAAAACCCCGGCUGCCCUGUGCUCUACUUCUUCUUUCGCCAGAUUAUUGACGCCAAUCACGAGCCUGUCGCCCUCUUGAGAGAUUGGUUAGACCAAGUUCUCGUUUACAGUCCACCUCUGCAAAAGCGGCUCAAGGAGUACACUGAGAAAGAAAAAAAGCCGCUCAGUACUAUGUCUAUGAACGAUCUAUGGAAAGACCUUCGACUGGCACUUUCCGGAUUUCCUGACAAGGUCUUCUGCGUCGCUGACGCCCUUGAUGAGAUUGAUCACGGAAACGAGGCCUUCAUCAAAGCACUUGCCGACCUCGGAAAUUGGAUGCCGGGAAAGGUGAAAGUGCUUAUCACUAGCCGGCCUGUCCCCUCCGUCGAAAUCCCACUACGAACAACAAAGUAUCUCCAGAUUCGCCUCCAAGGGAGCAUGGUUGACGUCGACAUCUCAGCCUUUGUCCAAAAAGGCCUCGACAUAUCAAGCAUCUUACCGGAAGACCAACAAAUUAUCCGAGAAGCAAUUCCAGGCCGGGCGAAUGGCCUUUUCCUCUACGCCAAGCUUGCCAUGGAUGCCUUCCUUAAGCCAAACGCCAACACCAAGGACACUCUCAAGAGUUUGCCGGCCGACAUGAAUGCCAUGUAUGCGGAUUUACUACGCGAGCACUCCCGCAGGUCUGGCGUUCGUGAUGACAUGCAACGGGUUGUGCUGCAAUGGGCCACACAUGCAACGCGGCCGCUCCGGUUGCUUGAGCUGGCUGAAAUGAUCUCCGUUACAUAUUACAGCAAUGCAACCGAGCAUCUUCGAAACACAAAAGACCUUGUUAGGGCUGCAUGUGGUCCUCUUCUGGAAAUUAUGCCUGAUGAGACUGUCUGUGUCAUCCACCAUUCUUUCACAGAGUAUCUCCAGGGCAUCAGUAGACUAGCCGAUGAUGACACAGGUUACCCAGUGCUAGAAUUCGGGGAGACGCACGCCAGCCUUGGGUUGGCAUGUUUGCGCUAUUUGAAGGCUGGGUGUCUUGAUCACGUUGUUGAAAAAAACAAGUGGCUGAAGGCGCCUGGAAGGCUUCCAAACAGUAGAGGCGCUAACGAUCUGGAGUUGAACCUCAAAUAUCCCUUUCUUACGUAUGCGGCGAACAACUGGUAUGUCCACCUAGAGAGAUCGGCGAAGGACGGUUACAACCAAACCAAGGUGAUUACAGCACUGGAACAAUUCUUUGGCAACUCCGAACUAGUGUAUGCUUGGCUCAGAGUCGGCUGGUUGAGGGCCAAGGACGCGAUUUCUGGAUUAACUCCCUUGCACAUCGCAGCCAAAAGUGGGCUUGUUGAGUAUGUGAAGCAUUUGGUCUCGUCUCCUGAUGUGGCUGUCGAUGCAAUUGAUGCUGAGGGAAAGACGGCUCUAUGGUGGGCUGCGUCUUUUGGAAUGGCAGAAGUCGUCCAGGUCUUGAUUGAAGCUGGUGCCAGCCCGGAUCAGGAUGACGCCUGCCGUGGUCUGAAGCCGCUACAUGAAGCGUCGAGCAAGAACUACCCCGAGGUCAUCAGAGUACUGUUGACAGCGGGAGUUAAUCCCUUAACAGAAAAGUCACGAGAGGACCCAGGCAGACGGUGCGGCAACUCGCCAAGGUCUACAGGACACACUCCUCUGAUGUACGCUUGCAAGCAUGGGCAUCUCGAAGCAAUUGAAGCCUACAUGCCCUUCCUCGCUGAUAACGACGAAGCCGUGUACCAAGCCUUGUCAUGGGCAGCUAGAAGUGGCAGAACCAACAUCGUCGCAAGACUGUUGGAGCAUCCCGGAAUCGACAUCAACCGUAAAGUUCAUGGAGUAACGCCACUCUUUCAGGCAAGUCAGAGUUGGAGCUAUGAGUCCAUCAAAUUGCUCCUCAACGAGGGCGCAAAUCCCACGAUUGUCUGCCAGUUACAAGACAUGUUUAGAAGAAGACAUACCAUCCCGUACGAUUUAUUCAUAGAUCCAGGCGAAGCCGAUAACAACAACAACAAUUGUGUUCCAUAUCACAGGAGAUCUGGCCUAACCGCCCUCUACAUGGCUCUCGAUGGCCGUCAGGAUCCCAGAUGGAGGUCAACUGACGACUUUGUGGCACUCAAAGAUCUACUCACACUUUUCGUUGAAAAGGGAGCAGACAUCCACCAAAGAACACACACCGGCCAGUCCCUGCUCCACGUUGCACAGAAUAAUCCCACCUGGGUGCGCUUGCUGCUCGAUGCAGGGAUCGAUGCCAACGUUACCAACAACGAGGGCUGUGCGCCCCUCCAUAUGGUACAUUCUACCGAGUCCCUAACCCUGCUUGUUGUAUAUGGCAAAGCAGAUAUCAAUAAGAGGAUUCCAUCAACCGGUAAAACCCCUCUUCUGCAAGUAGUUGAUACUUCCUUACCAGCUGCCCUCCAACUCAUCAAGUACGGCGCCGAUUGCACCAUUACCGACAACAACGGUAAUGGCCCACUGCACAUCGCCUUGCAGUCGUUGUGGACCAACCGUGAACUUAUCAAGGCGCUCAUUGAAGGUGGAGCUGACCCCAAUCUGAAGAACGAGUGCGGCACGAGACCCCUGGACGUCAUGUCCUUACAGAGGCGGGAAUCAGUCGAAAUCAUGGACCUUUUGCUUGAAGCUGGUGCCAACAUCAACGCAAAAGACAAGAACGGCGCAACACUUCUCUUCCGAGUGGUUCCUAGUGGUUGCUUCUGGCCGAAGAAGCAUCCCAACGACGACGUCAAGGCACUGCUGGAUCGCGGUUCUCUCUUAGAGACUCGCGAUUCCCGAGGGCGUACCCUUCUCCAUGAGCUCAUCAGGCUGUAUUCAGACGUUUCUUCCAUUCACAGCGCUGACAGUUCGAAGCCUUCUCGAUUCGACUUUCUAAGGAGUCAAGGCCUCGAUGUCCACGUCACGGAUUACGAUGGCAACAAUUUGCUUCAUGAACUCUGCUGGCACCGUCGUGCCCAUGACUUUGAUUCACGGGAGAUCAUGCUGGCUUGGGAACAUCUGUUGUCUCUAGGUCUCGAUGUUGAUCAACAGAACAACAGGGGACGGACACCACUCCAUAACUUGGCAACGAAAGUACAGGGGGAAGGGCUGCCAAUCGACUUGGUCAUCUCGCGUACGAAGAAUAUGAAUGUCCGCGAUCGCGACGGCAUUGCUCCGCUGCAUCUCGCGGUCACGGUAUCAGAGCAAUACACCAAAAAGCUGUUGGACGCUGGCGCUGACCCUGCGAUCCGUACUAACGAGGGCCUGACGCCGUUGCAUCUCGCUUCGAGGUCCCGGCAAAGCAACAUUGUCGGACUGCUUCUCGAUGCACUCCAUCAAGCGGACGGUGUUGCGUCUAACGUCAGGUCAAAGAUUGCCACGCGAGGGUAUUGGCUGCAUAAUACAUGUAGCAAGCCAGUCGCCGGAGUUAAUGUAGCAGACAAGAGCGGUUACACGCCCCUGUAUUACGCGUGUCGCUCUGGGAGGCCCGAAAUCGUCUCCAUGCUCUUCAAAGCAGGUGCAGUUGCGCAAAAUGGCAAUCUUUGCGCUGCCGUCGUUGGCUUUGAGCAAGAGUAUGACCUCUGGCUAAGAAGACCUGUCCGUGAACCCGAGAACGGAGAUGCCGGCGGGCUCAAGCUCGAAGAUGUGUCUCGUCCGUGGGGUGUGAUAGGGACUCGACUCGCUCAGGGAAGAAGACCUUUAGGUCCGCCUGGGCCAUUUUACAAGUCACAACCAAGUUUGGGAAGCUUCUAUGAACAUCUUAUUAAGAAUCGCCAUGAAGCUAUUAUCAAGGCAAUACAAGAGUCUGGAAUAGUCAAAAAGGGCGAAGCGAACGAGGACUUGGUCCUGUCGAGGCUAGUACGGCGCGAAUAUGAGGUGAUGGAGGAGCUCUUUAAUUUGGGGGUGGAUUUCCUCACCGAACAGAAGAAUCUGAGGAGUUCCAACCUAGAAGUUCUCGUCACCAGAGGGCUCGCCUUUCUUGUCGACCGAAUAGGCUCACUUGAGGCGAAGGUGCAGUUUGAAAAAGGCAUUUGGCAUGCGGCAGGAGACAAAACUCGACCCGGAUUCGGACUCAACACCAAAUGGGCUUGCAACGAGUCCAGUAACAGGAACAGUGUUCGGAAACCUUUCCUCUUACAAGCUGUUGAUCAGGAAUUACCGGUGCUUGAAGUUGUUCAGCUUCUUGUGGAUAAGUUUGCGGUUGACACCAAUGAGCUGUAUAUUAAUGGCGCUCGAAAUUCCAUGCUGACCGAAAGCGCCCUCCACUCGCUUGCCGCAGGCCACUGGUGGUGGCAAGUUGGGCAGGCACUGCCUUAUUUGAUCAGUAAGGGUGCAGACCUAGAGAUUAGGAAUUCCAAGGGACAGACGCCUCUUCAUGUUGCUCUAGGUGGCGGGGACUCCAAUGGGCCUUACCAUAGCGAUGCGGCUCAUCUGCUCAUUCUUGCUGGAGCUGAUGUCAACGCAGUGGAUGGCACGGCAAAAACGUGUCUUGGUUAUGCGCGUGGCAACGUUGACUUGAUUCGUCUGCUUAUUGAGCGUGGGGCGGCAGUGAAGGCGGACGCGAUAUUUGCGGCCAUCAACGGAAAGCAGGUUGACGUGCUUGAGACGCUACUGACGGCAGGUGUUAGUCCAAACCUGCGAUUGGAAGAGAUUAUCGGCAAGCCUUGGAGGAAACGCCAACAUUCCGGCUCUCAUGAGUGGGAAAGAGAUGACAUGCCGGACUGCGAGUGGUACCCUGUGCACCACGCCGCCUCAAGGUACGCUAGUACUUGGCAAGACAAGAAGUUCAGGGAAGAACUUAACGAGACUACUCUGAAGAUUAUUAACAUUCUUCUGUCUCAUGGAGCGAACCCUCUUCAAACCUUCACCAGAUGCUCGACGAAAGAGUGUUAUCAUCAGAAGUUUCUUGCUAAGGAACAGGCAGCGGACUUGCGGUCCGAUAACAAUGAGAAUCAACAACUUAAUGACGACAUUCUAAUUCAGCCGACUGACGACUCGAAAUCCCAUCUCCACGAGGAAGGUGUCGUGCUGCACCAGUUGUUAGUUGAUGGGCAUGUCGUGUAUCCUUUUCUGACACUGCCGAAUAUCGACGCGAAUUUCCGUGACAGCAAAGGCCGCACUCUCUUCCAUGCGGCGUGCUUCUCCAGACGCGGACCUGAUCUACCAGUAAGUCUCAUGCCAGGAGAACAGUGGGAAACCGAAGAAUCGACAGAGACUUCGCUCUUCCACCAUCUUCUCUCCAUCGGCGCAGACCUCGAGGCGCGCGACGAUGAUGGACGAAAUGCAAUCCAUCACUUAUUACGGUUCCGCUUGGAAGAGCGCUACUGCUCAGUAUCAUUACCUGUCAUCCACAAGUCGCUUGCCUAUAUGGCCACGUAUCACCACUCGAUAAUCAACCAGAGAGACAAAGACGGGAAGACGCCGUUAUAUCUGGCUACCGGCCGCGCUGUCUAUGAGAAGAAUACAACCGCUGCAGAGAAACUCCUAAAAGCCGGAGCAGACCCCCUCAUCCCAGACAACGAUGGCAACACAGUUCUUCACGUCUUGUCCCGGAUGCUCUGGAUCUCUAGUCUCCGUAACUUGUUCGAGGAGCUUGUCAAUCACGGAUGUGACGUCAAUUCUCGCAACUUGAAAGGCGAGACACCAUUGUUCUAUUACUUCAAGCAGUUCGAGAGCAAGGAGAAAGAGUUCUACACCGAACACCUUGAUGGGGUGACCUAUGAUGACGAAGGCGGGCUUGCUGCGUUCGAGGCAGCAAACGCUGACUUCAAGGCCCUGGAUAAUGCAGGUCAGGGUUUGCUACACAUGGCGGCUAGAGGACACGCUGUCAGGUUCAAGACUCUGGCUGCAAGGGGUCUGGAUCCCAUGAUCGAGGACAACCAGCGUAAGACGGCGCUGGAUGUGGCGGCUGCAUGCGGAAACAUUGGCGUGUUGAGACUAUUCAAGCGCGGAGAUGCCGUGGACGACCUUGAAGAGGACCGUAGUUCCGUUGACCCGAAGACUUUCUUCGGGCUUUGA
This is a messenger RNA of Colletotrichum spaethianum, 6315 nucleotides long. Its product is annotated as ankyrin-2. The coding region runs from base 1 to 6315 and encodes 2104 amino acids. The record is from RefSeq and is a predicted model, not a curated record. Gene Ontology annotation, molecular function: protein binding. Lineage: Eukaryota; Fungi; Ascomycota; Sordariomycetes; Glomerellales; Glomerellaceae. The transcript is spliced from 4 exons.